AUGUUUCCACUUUUAAACGACGCUGCUAUCGAAGAGAUGCUUUAUGACUCUGGGGACGAGGGCGAUGACAACGACGAAAUCGAUACGGACUACUUUAUUGAAGAAAACCCCGAACAUUCAAGUUCCUCUUCUUCUGAUGAAGGCGAAGAAAAUGAUGACGAUAACAUACCUUUGAGUAUGCUAGCAGGAUGGCAGAAGAAGCCCUUCAAUGGCAAACCUCUUCCAGAAGAUGCUGUUCGUGACCCAGGAGAUAUUAAAACCCCAUACGAAUAUUUCGAGCGCUAUUUUACUGACGAGCUCAUGGAACAGAUGGCUUUGACCACAAAUCAAUAUUAUAUGGCCAAUACUGGUAUACAAAUGAAACCUGUUUGUUCUUUACUAGAUAUAAAGAAGUUUUUCGGAAUACAUGCCAUUGUUGGGUGUAUAAAAUUUCCAAGACUGAAGAUGAUUUGGAACGAAAAAUACAGGUACGACCCGAUUGCAAAUGCAAUGUCUAGGGAACGGUUUUUCCUUCUCAGGACAAACUUGCAUUUUGUAGACGUGACAGCGGUGAAUCAGACUGAGGAACAAACCAAAAAUAGAUUAUGGAGGGUGCAGCCUGUCAUUGAUGCCGUCCGAAAAAGGUGCCUGCAGUUGCCAAGAGAUGCUGGUAACUAUUCAAUCGAUGAACAAAUGAUACCUUUUGAAGGUCGAUGCGAUUUGAAAGUAGUCGUAAAAAACAAACCUCGUCCAGCAGGAUUGAAGAAUUUCGUUUUAACUACCUCCAAGGGACAAGUUCUAGACUUCGAAAUUUAUCAAGGCUCUACUACAAACUUACCCGAUUCGGAGCAUUUCGGAGUUGGUGCUGCUGUUGUAUUACGCUUGGCCAAUACACUCCCAGAAGGCAGUUUUAUUUAUUUCGAUAGGUAUUUUUCCUCACUGCCGUUGAUGAAAUAG
Molecule: messenger RNA, 936 nt
Organism: Parnassius mnemosyne (clouded apollo)
Lineage: Eukaryota; Metazoa; Arthropoda; Insecta; Lepidoptera; Papilionidae
Source: the annotation of a GenBank genome assembly